This is a messenger RNA of Limanda limanda (common dab), 5307 nucleotides long. RefSeq names its product serine palmitoyltransferase 2-like. The coding region runs from base 197 to 1906 and encodes 569 amino acids. Lineage: Eukaryota; Metazoa; Chordata; Actinopteri; Pleuronectiformes; Pleuronectidae. The transcript has 12 exons. Gene Ontology annotation, biological process: ceramide biosynthetic process; sphingosine biosynthetic process. The record is from RefSeq and is a predicted model, not a curated record. Gene Ontology annotation, cellular component: serine palmitoyltransferase complex. Gene Ontology annotation, molecular function: serine C-palmitoyltransferase activity; pyridoxal phosphate binding.
GCGUGCGGCGUGUGUGUGUGUGAGUGAGAGUUGCAUGUGAGAGUUGCAUGUGUGUGAGUGUGACGGUGCCUGAGAGUUUGCUGCCCGGCCGGAAUCGUCCGCAGCCCGGGUGCUGUCACCGCCUCGCACCGCGGCCACAGCCCCGUGUCCCCUUCAUGCCAGUUCCCGUCGCGGCUCCACGCCCCGUCCGCCAGCCAUGACCGAGAGCCCCGCCACCCAGCCCCCCGCCGGGGAGGGGUGUCCCCGGGUGAAGAACGGGCUGAAGCCGGAGAGGAACGGCUUCGCGAGGAGCCUCCACCGCUGCCACGAGCCCCAGCGCAAGCGCCGCUGCCACCCCGAGGAGGAGGAGGUCCGCACAUCCUCCCAUGAUGGCAGCAUGUACAAUCAGCCCUUUAUCGAGACGUUUGAGGAGACACCCAUGCUGGUGGCGGUGUUCACCUACAUGGGCUACGGCAUCCUGACCAUCUUCGGGUACCUCCGCGACUUCCUCCGUCACUGGAAGAUCGAGAAGUGCAACGUCGCCAGCGAGAGGGAGGAGCAAAAGGACUUUGUGCCCCUCUACCAGGAUUUUGAGAACUUCUACACCAGGAACCUCUACAUGCGGAUCAGAGACAACUGUAGCAGGCCCAUAUGCAGUGCUCCUGGGGCCAAAAUGGAGCUGAUGGAAAGAACGUCCAGAGACUACAACUGGACGUUUGAGUACACAGGUCGGUCAUUGGCGGAUGUGAUUAACUUGGGCUCAUAUAAUUACCUGGGCUUUGCUGAGAACACAGGUCCGUGUGUUGACUCUGCGGCAGAAGUCACCAUGAAGUACGGCGUCGGAGUUGCAAGCACCAGGCAGGAGAUUGGCAACCUGGACUGUCACGAGGAGAUGGAGAAAUUGAUGGCGGAAUUCCUUGGCGUGGAGUCAGCUAUGGUGUUUGGGAUGGGGUUCGCGACCAACUCCAUGAACAUACCAGCGCUGGUUGGCAAGGGCUGUCUGAUCCUGAGUGAUGAACUGAACCAUGCGUCACUGGUCCUGGGAGCCAGACUCUCUGGGUCCACCAUCCGAGUCUUCAAACACAACAAUAUGCAGAAGCUUGAGAAACUGCUGAGAGAAGCCAUAGUUCACGGGCAGCCCAGGACUCACAGACCAUGGAAGAAGAUCCUCAUAGUGGUGGAAGGCAUUUUCAGCAUGGAGGGCAGUAUAGUCCGCCUGCCAGAGGUGAUUGCCCUCAAGAAGCGCUACCAGGCUUACCUUUACGUCGACGAAGCCCACAGCAUCGGGGCCCUGGGGCUGAGAGGGAGAGGUGUGGUCGAUUACUUUGGCCUGGAUCCCAAUGACGUGGAUGUCAUGAUGGGCACAUUUACCAAGAGCUUUGGUGCUGCAGGGGGAUAUAUUGCAGGGAAACGGGAUCUUAUUGAGUACCUGCGCUCCCAUUCCCACAGUGCAGUCUACGCCGCCUCCAUGUCUCCUCCUGUGGUGGAGCAAAUCCUCACUUCUAUGAAGUGCAUUAUGGGAGAGGAUGGCACAACAAUAGGCUGUGAUCGUGUUCGGAAGCUGGCAGAAAACACAGUCUAUUUCCGCGAGAGGCUUGAAGCCAUGGGCUUCAUCAUCUACGGCAACAUCGACUCUCCCGUCAUACCCAUGAUGCUCUACAUGCCUGCCAAGAUAGGAGCGUUCGGGAGGGAGAUGCUGAAGAGGAACAUCGGGGUGGUGGUCGUGGGCUUCCCAGCCACGCCCAUCAUUGAGUCCCGGGCACGCUUCUGCAUCUCAGCCGCCCACACAAGAGAGAUACUCGACAGGGCUCUGUGCGUAAUCAACGAGGUAGGAGACCUGCUUCAGCUCAAGUACUCCCGGCACAAAAUACAGCCUUCGUUGGGGCGGUCUUUUGACGACAACAUGUACCAGGACAUUGACGACUGACUCCCCUCCUGAAAUGGCCUGGGCCUCUGCAGCCCCAGAAAAUACAGAACGGGUCGAGACAGAUCACAAGUCUUCCACAAGGAGCGAGAUGUGCACAGGUGCCCCCUUGUCACUAGCUUGCCAUGACGUACCCCUCCCCACCCCAACAAGAGGGAAAACAUUUAGAACUAAUUCUACUUUGCCUUACCUAAACAUGCAAACCCUGUGGAAAACUCACUGAAAACUGCACCUAUGCUUUUGUUUGUGAACUUUUUAUUUCUCUUUUAUAAGUGUGCAUCUAAGAAUUUUUUUCAGGGGGGUGGUAUGUGUGUGUGAAGUGGACAGAUGUGAGCUUUCCAAAUGGAGAUAUUGUUCCUAUUGUUCCUUAAUCAAAAUUACAUACAAGUUACAAUAUAAAAUGACACAUCACUUUCCAUCCAUGUCUGGAAUUCCUGACAAUUAAUGUUGUAUACAAAAACAAUUGCCAAAUAUAUGGUGCUGAACAGAAGAUGACUUUUUGGAAUACAAACCUUUCAAAAAAAUUGACAUAUCUACUUUCUUCCCAAAAGUUCCCAAAUCAAUACUCUCAAGCUUUUACAGUUGAAAUGAAGCUUAAGCCUUUCAUUUGUAAUUUUUACCUUUUGAUUUUAUAACAAAACCACCACACUUGUAACAAGACAAAAUGUUCAGUAGAUUGAACCAAAAUCUGCUGCACAUGGUGUCAUCCAUUAAAAUUCCUCAUCAAAUAUGUCUGAUUCCAUUGUAAAUGGAGAAAGCUAAACACUGACAAAUCUACAGUCACUGUUCCAAACAUUGUGUGUUUUGUCGCCUUCAAGUUAGAAAUAAUGAUCGUUGAGUUGCAUUGUCACUGACAGAAGACUAACUGACUAAUAAUAAUAAUAAUCACAUUUUGUGGGCUCAUCCAACAGAAUUACAGUAUAUAUUUAUCCAAAUUUAUAUCAUUCAGUUAAAGUUAAGUUUGAACUUUGCUCUCAGUGGUUGCACUUUAAAAAAAAAAAAAAGAUUGACCAAGAAAAAUACCAGUUUUUAUAAAGGAUCAACUAAAAGAUUAAAACUGUUAUUCAGACCCUUUGUCAACUGCUGCCAUUGAAAAUGGUAAGAAAUUAAAUUUUAUCCCAGAUGCUCAUGAAUGUUGUCAGCCUCUUUCACCACUACUGUUACAUGUCAUCAUCACUGGCAUCGUGUGUAUCCAGGGGAUUUGGUUUUGUUUCUUUGUUUAGUUUUACAUUUCACAUAAGUCAAAGGUGGAGUUGUUACUGUAACAAUAGCCUUUUCCUUUUCUUUUUUUUAUUGAAAGGCUCAUGCAAGUGUAAGCUGUUGUUCUCCACUUAAGUGUUGAGGGUCAGUUAAGUCAUUUUGAGGAAUGGAGAAAAAAAUAUAUUUUAUUUAUAUCGUCAUAUCUCCAGGCCUGACAGGAAAAUACUAAGAGGACUAGAGUAGACUGGAUGGAAUUCAGCAUUGAUAGAAAUACCCUGCAUUUCCACUUCAUUUCUUUGGUACGGAGCCGCUAAAGUCCUGACAGGUGAUUUCUAUAUAUUUUUGUGUGUUUUUUGUGCCCACAAGAUAACUUGUAUAGAUAAAUAUCUUGGUGCCGAGGUGAGUCAGUGAUCUCUCACUAGGUGUCGUGAAGCCUUCCCUGAUUCUAUUUGGGUUUUAAUUUUCCUAUUUCAGCUUUCACGUUUGUAUUGGUUUUUACACAUCAAACUUUAUAAAUCUUCCGUUUUAAAACGGAUUUUAUGACUAGUCUUGAGUUUUUAAAACAGUUUGUGGAUUUUGUAACGUGAUCUAAUUUAUUAUGUUUUAAUGCAAGAUAUUGACUCCCACGUGGUCAAUAUCCUGUCUGCACAAGAUAACCUUGUCGUAAAAGUUAGUAAUUGUAUAGUCCAGUCUGCAUGUAUUGAAAACCACAGGGAAGUUGCUUCAUAGCUUUUUACAGCUGCAGUAGUUUCAUUGUGUGACAUAAGUGAAGAUAGAACUUGAUACGCUGAGUUCUCUCCAUCAAAGUGGCUGUGUGUAUCUGAAACCAGGAAAGACACAUUUUAAAGCAAUGUAUUGUGUGCAGACAAGUUAUGUAUCUUGUGUGCACAAGAUAAAAGAAUAUCACCAUUUGGGACUUAAGGGCCUCCGUACUAGGUGCUUAUUAGUACUGACCUUGCUGCUUUGUGAUAUUGUUAAAAUGCCUUGCAAAACCAAGUGUUAUCUUUCUACUGUGACUCAAACGUCAUGGAUAACUCUCUGGGUUAUCUUUACAAUGUGCCAUGGAGAUUUUAAACUCCUUAAUGAAGGCAGCUGUAAAGAAAUGCAUAAAUACACAUAAAAAAAAGGUCCCACAUACAUACAAUUACUCUUGCACGUGUGCGACUUUGCAAAUAUCAUGUGAGCACUUGUUCCAUGUAUCGAUGCAUGUACAGCUGCUCUACACCACAGCCAGAUACUGGGAUAUACACACUUCUGCUAUGAUAUGACUUGUUUUGAAUGUUGUGAUAAAAAUCGGCUUAGUGUCAGAGAAAGUUAACGUGUCUGUUUGGGUCCAGGAAGGUUUUUUUUUAUUUUUUUUACUUCAAAUUGAUUUUGAUCUGUCACUGUAAGAGUGACGGUGUUAUUCUGAGGAUAGCAGGCAUUCACAACAUAUUUGUAUAUCAAAAUGCCAUUUACAUUAUUUGUUAGGUCCCCAAACAGCAAGGCCUCAUGUCUGGUUAAUGAAGCAGAUUUAAAUAUAAUUCAGAGAAUCCUUCAGAAUUGUUAGUUCUUGUACAAACAAUAAGAAGAUGUUGUGACACUUCAAAUCCACAGCAUGUUCCCAGAUCACUUAACAAUUAAGCCACAUUGGUCUGAGGUUAACGGAGCAGAUUAACCUUCCUGCCUUUUUUUUUAUGAUCUGUGAGCUUUGUUGUUGAAAGAGAACAGUGGAAGAGGGCCCCACUAUUUUGUACCAAGUUUAUUUUGUUUCCACUGGUUAGGGUUGAUGACAAUUUUUUGUUUACUAUUAAGUCACCAGAGAAAAAUGGUCGCCACUAUUACAGGCAGCAUUCUUCGAAAGUACCGGAGCCGUGCCAAUAAUGGCGGCAAUUAUUCCAUCGGCGUAUUAUCCGACGUCAGAGAUAAUUAUUUCUGAUACAGUGCCUUUUGAUGCCAAUGCUUUUCUAAGAAUUCAGACGAGAGUAAGUGUCAUUUACUUGGAUUGUUCAUCUUUUAGUCUUAUUGGUUUCUUUUAAUACAACUGUGCUUGUUAUUAGCGCUGGGUGUGUUCUGUGUUGACUAAUGGCCAUGCAUUUGAUCAUAGAAAACGCACUAUUUGCAACAUAUCAGCAAAUAAUAAUUGUGAAAAAUAAUAAUAAUUACUGUUUGUAAAGUGUCACCCAUGUUAAUGAUGGUAAAUCAUUAAAAGAAUAAAAACGAAA